AUGUUACAAGAGAAAAGAGAGAGGGAACUAAGCUGGAAAUACCUGCCGUCGCUGGAGAUUUGUCUUCGGUCGCCGGGAAUUCAUCCUCAGUCGCCGGUGUCUCUACUUUGCCCGCCGGUAUCUACUUCACCGUGGCCGGAAUUCCUCAAUUUCGAUGGUGAUGUGAGGUUGACAAGAGAAGCACGGAGAUCCCAAAGCCGUUUGAUCAACAUGCAAAGAAAUUCUGAACCAGAGGUUGAUAUGGAAGCUAAGGAAGAAAGAAUUCCAGGUUUAUAUCCAUCUUUUCGUGACUCUGACAAAUUAGAGUUUGGAUGCAAACAUUACAAGCGGAACUGCAAACUUCUUGCUUCCUGUUGCAACAAAUCAUACACUUGCAGACACUGCCACGAUGAGGCGACUGAUCACUCAAUGGAUAGAAAAGCGACAACCAUGAUGAUGUGCAUGAAAUGCUUGAUAAUCCAACCCAUAGGUCCAACAUGUUCAACCGUUUCAUGUAACGGUUUAUCCAUGGCCAGAUACUACUGCUCAAUCUGCAAACUUUUUGAUGAUGAGAGGCAAAUCUACCACUGUCCUCACUGUGACCUCUGCAGAAUUGGGGAAGGCCUGGGGAUUGACUUUUUCCAUUGCAUGAAUUGUAAUGCAUGCAUGUCAAAGUCUCUUUCGAAGCAUAUUUGUAGGGAGAAGUGUCUUGAAGUCGAUUGUCCAAUAUGCCAUGAAUACAUCUUCACAUCAAGCACUCCUCUUAGAGCACUUUCCUGCGGUCAUAUAAUGCAUUCUUCUUGUUUUGAUGCAUACACGUCUACUAACUAUACGUGUCCAAUAUGCAGCAAGUCAUUGGGGGAUAUGCAGGUAUACUUUGGGAUGAUAGAUGCAAUGUUGGCUGAAGAGACAAUUCCGGAAGAAUAUGCUGGCCAGACUCAGGACAUUUUAUGCAAUGAUUGUGAGAAGAGAGGAACUGUAUCGUUCCAUUGGCUGUAUCAUAAAUGCCCCAGUUGUGGUUCCUACAACACCCGCCUUGUCUGA
Molecule: messenger RNA, 1023 nt
Organism: Lactuca virosa
Lineage: Eukaryota; Viridiplantae; Streptophyta; Magnoliopsida; Asterales; Asteraceae
Source: the annotation of a GenBank genome assembly